Lachnellula hyalina is the source of this 1761-nucleotide messenger RNA. It is a transcript of the gene rtx2, whose product is annotated as Transcriptional regulatory protein. The transcript has 3 exons. Gene Ontology annotation, biological process: negative regulation of rDNA heterochromatin formation; negative regulation of silent mating-type cassette heterochromatin formation. The record is from RefSeq and is a predicted model, not a curated record. NCBI's taxonomy places the organism in Eukaryota, Fungi, Ascomycota, Leotiomycetes, Helotiales, Lachnaceae. Gene Ontology annotation, cellular component: Rpd3L complex; cytosol. The annotation marks the transcript as partial.
UGCCCCUUCUCUCGAAUUCCAACCAUCCACAAGGACCCCUCAACUCGCGGACAGUUGCAUGCGAUCGCCAACUUACCCCAACCCAACCUUCGAGCUGCUUCAAGAGGCCCUUAUCGAGCGGUCACGUACUACAGAUCACCUACGAGGGUUCUGCCUUGUCUAAGUUGUCAUCAUGGCCGCUCAAGCAGCGCAGAUCGCGAAUACCAUCGUUGGCAUGAAGAGGGCCGCGAAAAGAAAAGCUUACGGCAAGAAGUUCUCCCUCUUUCAACAAAAUAUCGCAUGCUAAUGGUACGUUAUGGCACAGAUGAGGAGUCCGAUAGUUCGAUUGAGCACCUUACGGAUCGAGGGAAUAAAUUGAGGAAGAAGUCAAGAUUUGUUCACGAAGGGCAAUUAGCUCCGCCAAACGGUCCGCAAGCAUAUAAAAAGAAAAUUGAACACGCCGGCUACUCUCGAGAUAUCAUAAGUCGAAAUCCUCCACUCAUUGAUGAAGACGGGUACGAGGUCGAUAGCGAUGACGACGACGAGAGGGCACAUAAUGCAAUGGCAGCGGCUGCUGAGAAUAACCCAUAUUCUGAAGUCAAGAUUGAGACGAUUUUCAAGCCACUUACAUCUCCCUCCGACUUACCCAAUCAUCCCACCUUAUCAAAGCCCUUUACCUCGAGAGUUCUCACAGACCUCACGCAAAAUAUUGGGGAUAUGGUACAAAAGGAGAAGGCGACUCUUUGGAAGAUGAAGCAGCUCUUGACGAGACUGAGCGGCGAUAGCACUUGGAUACCCUGCGAGAGCGUGGAGACAGCUGAUGAUUUCUCCCUAUUUUUUGAUGACCGGGAGAAGCAGCAAGCAAUAAUGCUUAGGAAAGCUGUCUCGAAAGAUGCGGACCAGGCUUCUACUGGGACGUUGAUAUCAGACGAUAUCGAGCAACGGGCCGGACUUUUGACUGCAGACGCCCAUUCUCUAAAUGCUGGGAUGGAAGCUGUGAAACAGCUCACUGAAGCUGCAGUCGAGGAAGAAAAUGCCAUCAUGACACCUGUGGAUGGUCCCGUAGACAAUGGACAUAAUGGCAAACAGGCAGCAAAUGGUUUCGCCGAGGCUUCUAAAGCAACAGAUGCCACAGGAGACAGUCCCAGGGAGAAUGGAAUCGGGAUGUCAAUAAACGGGAAGGCCCCGGAAGUCGUGGCAGAAGGGACAUCGCAAGAAAACGAGGCUGUGGAUGACUCGACACAUGACUCAGAACAUCCCAAUGACGACGUGGAGAUGGAUGGAGAAGGAGGAGCGGAUGAUGCAGAGGAUCUCCCAGUUCCUCGCCGGAUGAGAACGCGAGCUCAGGCUCAAGCAGCAUCUGAUAAUACCGCGUCCAUUAGAACCAGAUCGAUGACGCCGGAGUCCAACCAUGAGCCAUCCAUACACCCCUAUUUCUUAGCAUCGGAAUCAUCUCGAGCGGAUCGAGAUGUGGGAUUACCCCCACACGAAGCAGAGGAGACUAGGAGGCUGCUACAGCUGUACAUACAGAAGCAGGAUGAAGUCUGUCGCGGUCUGCAAAAAUUAUAUGAGGGCCUAUUACACGCGGAGGUCGCCCGGAAGUCAGUGCUGAAAUGGUGCAAAGCUGAAGGACAUGUUGGUGCGAAUCGAGACAUGUCGGAUGGAGAAGAUUGGUACGACAAGGAUGAAUGGUGUCUGACCGAGGAUCUCAAGAAGGGCCAGGAUGAAGAAGAAGAGGACGCCGCGACCACUGCGAAGAAGACCAGGACACGGCGGCAGUAG